UGCCUUAAAGAUUGAUCAAAUCUUAAGGCUUUCUGGUAAGACCGGGGCAGAUGUGUCACGUGGUCACGCGAGAGACGGUACGGAUUGCCUAGGGGAAGCAAUUUCUACAUGGGUAGUAGGUAGCAAAAGUGGUGUAUAUACCUAGGUCGAGGGUAUAAACUUACCCCCCCUGUUUCUUGGGCGUCCUAUACCUAUAACGACUUUUGCCAUCUAUUACCUAGGUAUGUAGGCAGCAUAUCUUCGCGCAUCAUCCAUCCGCCAGGAAACCUCCCAACCUCCCCCUACCGUACUCUCUAAAGCAGCAGGACAAGAAGCAGGCAGGCCUGCAAACCAGCAGCACAGUAAUAGUGUUACACGCAGCAAAGCUCACCCGCGCCGAAUACGCAACGAGGAGAGAGCAAAGCACCAGGCGCUGACUCCCCCUCCCUUACGACAACGCCCCGAGCCAUGGAAUCCGGCGACGCGGCGCACGAGGCGGCUGUGGCCGCCAUCGCGGCGCGGGUGCGGGAGUUCUACGAGCGGCGGGCGCCGUUCCAGGUGUACCACGGGGGGACGCACAGCACGCGGGGGCAGCAUAAGACGCGGGGGGAUACCGUGGACACGAGCGGGCUGCGGCGGGUGCUCGGGAUCGACGGGCCGCGGCAGGUAGCGCUGGUCGAGCCGAACGUGACGAUGGGGGCGCUGGUGGCGGCAGCGGCGGAGCGCGACCUGGUGCCGGUGGUGGUGCCGGGGUUCCCGGGGAUCACGGUGGGCGGCGCGUUCAGCGGCACGUCGCUGGAGAGCAGCUCGUGCCGGCACGGGCCGUUCGACGCGGCCGUCGCCCGCGUCGAGCUCGUCCUCGCCGACGGCUCCGUCCGCGCCGCCGACCAGGACCACGCAAGCCCCGACCUCUUCUGGGCCGCCGCCUCCGCCUUCGGCACCCUCGCCGUCGUCACCCUCCUCGAGGUCCGCCUCCGCCCCGCCCGCCCCUUCGUCCGCCUCGCCCACACCCCCGCCGCCUCCUUCGCCGACGCCAACCGCCUCCUCCGCGACGCCGUCCUCGAGCCCGCCAUCGACUUCGUCGACGCCAUCGCCUUCGCCCCCGACUCCAUCGUCGUCUGCACCGGCAUAAUCGUCGACGCCCUCCCGCGCGACGCGUCCCAGGACGGCUUCGGCGGCGACGGCGCCGCCGCCGCCCCCGGGAAGAAGAAGGAGAAGAACAACAAGGUCCAGCCGCGGCGCUACCUCGGGCGCUGGGACCCGUGGUUCUACCUCGACGUGCGCGAGCGCGUGGCGCGGCCGGGCCGGGCCGUCGUCGACUUCGUGCCGCUCGUCGACUACCUCUUCCGGUGGGAGCGGGGCGCGUUCUGGAUCGGGCGCCACGUCUUCUCGUACUUCUGGGCGCCCUUCAACCGGCUCACCCGCGCCGCCCUCGACUCCUGCCUGCGCCCCCGCCUCAUGUACCCCGCCCUGCACGCCAGCCGCCUCGCCGACGCCUACGUCAUCCAGGACGCCGCCGUGCCCUGGUACGUCGGCGGCACCGAGGCCGACGCCGACGGCGCCGACGAGGAGCUCUUCCGCUGGGCUGGCGCCGAGCUCGGCAUCUACCCCAUGUGGCUGUGCCCCAUCCGCGUCUACCGCAACGGCCCCGACGCCGCCCACGGCCUGCACGCCGCGUUCGCCGACCCGUCCCGCGCCAUGUUCCGCCUCAACAUCGGCAUCCGGGGCCCGCCGCGCCCCCGCCCGUCGCCCGAGUCGCCGUCGUCGUCGUCGUCGUCGUCGUCCGCCGUCCGAAACGUCGCCCAAGCCGACCGCGCCCUCGAGCGCAAGCUUCUUACCUUGCGCGGCCAGAAGUUGCUGUAUGCGCGCGUGCACUACUCCGAAGCCGAAUUCUGGAGCGUCUACGACCGCCCCACCUACGACGCCGACCGCGUGCGCUACCACGCCGAUCACCUGCCCAGCGUAUACGACAAGGUCCGGACGCGCGACGGCGACGCGGGAGAGGCCAAGGAUGAGAAGACUUCGUGGAUGCCCCGCGCGCUGCGCAAGGCCCGUCCGUUCCAGGGACUCUAUGGCGUGUACAAGGCCUGGCGCGGCAGUGACUACGUCCUUAAGCCCGAGAAGCCCGCGUCACCAAAGAGGUUUUGAGCGCGUGACUACUUUGACAGCGUCUCGGUGGCAGAAUUUGGAGAGUGACAUGAGUCUGAAAGGUGUUUUUAUAAAUAAUCUACGGUGUUCUAUUCGGUGUACUACGAGUCAGGAGGGUUCCUUGGAGGCUGUGAGGCGUCACGCGGUGUUUUCAAAAAAAUUUUUGCUUCUAUUCCAAGACUAUUUGUAGACUAACCCAAGUGAACCCCAGUUUUCCGGACAAUUAGCCUCCCCUACCCGCUCUACGACGAGAACUUGACAACGUAAGCGCCGCGCUCGAUCGUGUUGAUGAGGAUGUAGCCGCUCUUGAAGUAGGGAUAGUGGCUCCAGGUGCCCUGGAACGCGAUCUGGCCACCGCCCUCGGCGUUGUCGUCCUCUGGGUAGAUAUCGAAGUAGGCUACCUCGGUGACGCCCGCGCCCGUCGGGUCCUCGGGGAUCGACGACACGUCGAGCACGUUCAGGCCGCCGCCGUAGUUGCUCUGAUACAAAAGCCCGCCGUUGACGAACUGGUUGUGGUCGAUACCCUUGCGCAAACCCUGGUAGUAGCCGGUCUGCUUGGGGGCCUCGAGAGACGAGAUGUCCCAGAUGUACGUGAUC
Molecule: messenger RNA, 2724 nt
Organism: Durotheca rogersii
Lineage: Eukaryota; Fungi; Ascomycota; Sordariomycetes; Xylariales; Xylariaceae
Exons: 1
Coding region: 448-2127 (559 amino acids)
Biological process (GO): steroid metabolic process
Cellular component (GO): membrane; cytoplasm
Molecular function (GO): FAD binding; Delta24(24-1) sterol reductase activity
Source: RefSeq, a predicted model, not a curated record